AUGCAUGAACUUGAGUGCUCUGCUCCACCGCACAAGAAGCGAGUCAUCUGGACGAAGCAACUGAACACCGACUGGUGGGACAGCAUCGUGUGUCACAUAUUUGAUGCUGCACAGUGGCGAGAGAACUUUAGAAUGACACGAGAAAAUUUUUGCCAGCUGGUCGCUGCCGUGAUGCCUUUCAUGUCUCCAGAGUCAAAUUAUGUGAGGCCACCCAUUCCAGUGGACAAACGUGUUGCUAUUGCAGUAUACAAAAUUGCCAGCUGCGCCGAGCACCGAAUUGUAGCCAACCAAUUCGGUGUUCACAAGAGCACCGUGAAGAAAUUUGUGUAUCUUUUCUGCGUCACUGUUAAGAGACACUUGGCAAAGAAGUACAUCAAGAUGCCAUCAGCACAGGAGGCAACCCGCAUAGCAGAGAGAUUUGAGGAGAAGUGCCACCUCCCCCAAAUAUUUGGUGCUAUUGAUGGUACCCACGUCCCCAUCACGGCACCGAAGAAGGGAUACAGGGACUUCACAAACCGGAAGUGUUGGUCAUCCUACAAUGUGCAAGCAGCAGUUGAUGACCGUGGGCAGUAA
Messenger RNA from Ornithodoros turicata, 573 nucleotides. RefSeq lists its product as uncharacterized. The record is from RefSeq and is a predicted model, not a curated record. Lineage: Eukaryota; Metazoa; Arthropoda; Arachnida; Ixodida; Argasidae. The transcript is spliced from 2 exons. The coding region runs from base 1 to 573 and encodes 190 amino acids.